UAAACAUUACACUUCCUUUGUGAAACGUAAGGGAAGGUUCUGUUCUGGAAACCUCCAAUUAUUUUCACGGGAUAUAAAACCUUAGUCGGGGAGCAGGUCUGAACCUUUGUGAAUUCAGAGAGGAGGCGGCGAUCGGAGUGGGAGGAACAGGUAUCGGGAGUAGGGGAUCAACGUAUUAUGAGACGUGAUCAAAGUGUUUUGAGUCCGUUUGGUCUUUUGAUCGCGAUUGGGAUCAGUUCAGCUGUUGCUGAAUUUAGGGUCCAUACCUCUGAGACACCAGUGACUGCUACCUACAGCCAAUCCACGGUGCUGGGAUGUAGCUUUACAGUUCAGGAUGAAUCAUCACUGAAAGGAUUAGUCAUCAGCUGGGAACGUGUUGAGACAGAGGAAGUUGUUUAUAGUUACUAUUAUGGAAAAGAGCAACUGAGUCACCAAGGCCCUCGCUAUUCAGGAAGGACAAGCUUAUUCCUCGAGGAAUUAAAACAUGGGAAUGCUUCAGUGAAGCUGGAACGAGUGAGACCAGAGGAUAUUGGACAAUACAAGUGCUUUGUCAGCAAUACAAAAGGAAAUGACCAGGACACGGUGUCCCUAAUAUUUGCUGCAUAUUACAAGGAACCUAAUUUUUUUAUCCAAUUAAAGCCUUCUGGGACAUUGUUCAGAUUUGAAUCUCAAGGUUAUCCAAAGGCUUUUGUUUCCUGGUACAAUGAAGAAAAUGAUAUUUCUACACUGUCUGAGACCUUCUACCAACAAAAUGGAGAUGGUCUCUACUCACUGCAGAGUAUUCUGGAAAUUAGUGAUGACAAUAGAAGUCCUAACUACACGUUUAGAUUAAGGAAUGAUGUGCUACAUCAAUCAAUUUCUCGAACAUUUGGUCUUUCUAUAGAAAUGAAAACGCCUGAAGCUCAUAAAAUAAAUCAGUGGUCACUUACAAUCCUUCUCCUUGUCAUUGAAUUUCUAAUCUGUUUAAUUCUGGGAGCUGUGUACAUGAAACAUGUUCAACAGAAAAUUAGGGAAAAUCAAAAUGGAUACUCCAAUUCUUGAUGGAUCAUUCAAGAAAAUGUGUAAUUGGAAACUGAACUGUUCUAUAAGCCCUGAAGAUGGCUGGAGUUACUGCUUUUUAGUGUUGUCCGAAUUUGGACAUCAUUUAACCCUUCAAACUGUUGAAAAUCAAGUGCCAUCUGAUUAAUCCUUUUCAUAUUUGUUAUCUCCAAGGACUUCAUUUUUUAAACACAUUAUUUAUCUUCUACUGGAUCAGGUGAUAUGAAAGUUUAGAUUUAUUUUUGUAUAAAGCUGAAAAUAUUGUCUUGCAAACAAUUCAAUGUACUUCAUUUAACAUGAGAGGAAUUUGAAAAUUAUGUAUUGUUCACAUUUUAAGUAAACAAAAUGAAUUACA
Carcharodon carcharias (great white shark) is the source of this 1393-nucleotide messenger RNA. Its product is annotated as CD276 antigen-like. Gene Ontology annotation, cellular component: external side of plasma membrane. NCBI's taxonomy places the organism in Eukaryota, Metazoa, Chordata, Chondrichthyes, Lamniformes, Lamnidae. Bases 178 to 1041 code for a protein of 287 amino acids. The record is from RefSeq and is a predicted model, not a curated record. Gene Ontology annotation, biological process: positive regulation of T cell proliferation; T cell costimulation; negative regulation of T cell proliferation. The transcript is spliced from 5 exons.